CAUGCUAGUCAAUCACGUUCAACUUCAAUCACGUUAUACAGCUGGUUUAUGUUGCAUGCACACAGCUCGAGCUAUUUGUGUUUUGUGUUUUCCCUGUGACGUUUGUUGUAUCCAAGUUAGUGCAUUUUUGAGACUUCGUGUACUUGGAACAAGAUCGUCAUGGUGCCGAGCUGUACAGUCGAGUUUAACAAAUUGAUGAACGAAUUAGAAACGAGAGAAUUGGAGUCCCCGAACGGGAUCAUGUGUGCACGGGAAUAUGCACAAUUGUUGACCAUCUAUCUCUAUCAAGACAAGAUAUGUAAUGCAAAGUUCCUCUGGAAACGAAUUCCUUCGGAUAUAAAGGCCGUUCAUGAGGAACUUGGACGCAUAUGGCUGGUAGCGCAACGCAUGUGGCAACGCGAUUGGCCCGCGGUGCAUGUAGCCCUCAAUACAGAGUGGAGCGACGAUGUCAAGGAAAUUAUGGUAUCGCUCAAAUGCAAGGUUCGAGAACGAGUAAUGAAGCUGAUAUCGAAGGCGUACUCCUUGCUGAACCUGACGUCGAUGGCGACCAUAAGCGGGCUCUCGUUGGACGAGGCGCGGCAGGCUGCCAUUGACAUGAGGUGGAACAUAAUCGACGGCACUAUCGUGCAGCCGUGCAAAUAUAUCGAUGAGGUGCACAACAAUGUAAACGAAUUUGCUAUGACGGAAGAGAAACUGCACAAAUUCACGGAGUUCGUGUCCUUUUUGGAGAAUUGAGAAGUGACUUCGUCAUCACCUUCAUCCUGCUAUAUGAAAUCGAGUCACCGUACAGUUUCGAUAACGAACUUGGAGCUCUUCUCGCAAUCUCGUCUCGUAAUCCUAUUAUAUAAAGGAGGAAGUGCGCGCCAAAGGUAGCAUCCCCGGUGUUCGUGUUCGUAAAAUAAGCAUACCUCUCUCAGGUGGAAGGAAGGGAGAGAGAUAGAGACAGAGAGAGAACUGCCCACGCGAUUUGUCCGUUUGAUCGGAAGGAUAAUUCAAUGAAGCUCCUCACAAGCGUGGAGUCAACAACUAUAUUAAUCGAUAAUCAGCUGUGCGUGCGAGAGGGCGGACUGGCAUUUGCAAAACGGGAUCUAUCUAUCGAGAGAGAGAGGAGCAAUUUUCCACCUCUCCCUUCCGCCCUUGCUCGUACCUAAUGCUCCUGCUCUCCUACCCUAUGGACGUGGAUCCUUUGAAAAUAUACGCCGUUCGCGACUGUUUGCAUCGUUGUAUAAUUAUCAAAGUGGAUCGCCGCAGUAAGAAUCGCGCGAGUAGUCGUUAAACGUUUCCUCGGCGCGACCACGACGUGCGACGUGCCUCUCUUCGGAUACGCGGACAAUUGGCUCACGGACAAUUUUCACACGUGAUUCUUCGUGGCGUUGAAAGAAGAACUGGGAAGGACUGUUUCAAGUGGCGUGCUUCGCUGGAUUUUGAUAAAGUGUUAUUAUAAGAGCAAGUGAGUGUUUGUAUUUGUUUUUCCUAGUCACAGAUUACCAUUAUUGAUCCUCGUGUACUGUUUCCCCCUCCUUAUACGUGCGGUCCUAAACUAUCGCAUUGUAGGAUGUUACGAACCGAUGAUCAAUUUCAAAUAACUUUCAUGAUAUCUUCAUUAAAAAGGAAUAAAUCAACGUUUUGCUCAUUUUUAUGACUUAAAGACUUAUUAUUAUUAUUUAUAAAGAAUAAUAAUGUCAACUAUAUUUAAUCGAUAUAAUUGAUAUUAUCUGUAAAAGCUUGGUUUUUCCAAUUAAUUCCAAUCAAUUUUAAUCUCAGCUUAACGGAUUCUUGGAGUUGUCGAUUAAAAUUAGGAAGUACGAGAAAUGGUUGAAUCAAAAUUAAUCGACACUUUAACAAAGUUGAUCUCGAAUGGGCAUUGAAUUUUAUUUUACACGUAACUUCGGCAGAAUCACAUUAAAUUUUAUUCUUAUAAGAUGCAUUCGACCGCAAAGGCAAGCGUCUUCGCAGUUCACGACUGUCCACGUGAAAGUCGUAUGAGUAAGAAAAAGAUCGCGCUCACGGGGUUCGCGCGACGGGUGAGUUGCGUCACGCAGAUCGAAUCCGCGCUCGGAAAAAUCGGCGCGGCCGCGCGGACAGAUAUGCAGGCGAGGAUACCGCACUCCAGAGCGGCGCGGUAAUUCUCUAUGAAAUCGAUUCCGGGCCGGCAUUGUUGUGCGCACGGGUGCCGCCAAUUGCGCGCGUGGCAUUACGCAAUCUCGCGGGUAUUCUCGAGACCUGCGGCACGGGCAGGUAGCACUCGUGGUCUCUCCCGGCACCGACACUCGGCGGAGGCUUUUGCUCUUUUUUUUUUCUUUUUCUUUUUUUGGGUUUUGCCGCCACUCUAGAAAGUUGUUGCACCAGUAUCAUUAGUUCUACACGCGCGCAUACAGUCGCGUGCUCUUGUGCGCGUCACUAAUUCGCGCCACGCCUGUAUUCCUCUACAUAAUAAAUACAUAAUAAAAGAUAACGAGCUA
Molecule: messenger RNA, 2462 nt
Organism: Ooceraea biroi (clonal raider ant)
Lineage: Eukaryota; Metazoa; Arthropoda; Insecta; Hymenoptera; Formicidae
Gene: CSN8
Product: COP9 signalosome subunit 8
Biological process (GO): COP9 signalosome assembly; protein deneddylation
Cellular component (GO): COP9 signalosome
Source: RefSeq, a predicted model, not a curated record